AUGACGGCAACUGCAAUCAUCUUUUCCAUGUACCACGCAGUUCAAACCUGUGUCGGCGCCUACACUGGUUUAUUUUCUGCCAUGGCCAUCUACAAUCUCAAGCAAAGAGAAGAGCAAACUGAACGAGCAGCGCAGUAUUCGACAACGGCGGCUAAUCAAUUGCACAAGACUAGAACGACACAAACGAGCGGAGCUGUGGCGACGAUCUCCUCUGUGGUCUCGUCUAUCAUUCUUGCUAUCGGCACAGGAGGUAGAAAGUUCCCAUUGUUUCUGAGUGUCUUGAAUGCAGUCGGUAUUGCCCUGGCGUAUCGACAUAUGGCGGAAUUCUGGAAGAACAAGGCCAAAGUCCCCUUCAUCCACGACUACAACGAAGGCAUUACCGCCUCGAAUAGGAUGAUACAAGCAUUUCAGAUCCUGGCCGGUACCUGGGCCCUUGCGAUUGUCUUGUAUCUCUGGCCAGGCUUUUCUUUUCAAUAA
Messenger RNA from Exophiala oligosperma, 477 nucleotides. RefSeq lists its product as uncharacterized. The transcript has 2 exons. The record is from RefSeq and is a predicted model, not a curated record. The coding region runs from base 1 to 477 and encodes 158 amino acids. NCBI's taxonomy places the organism in Eukaryota, Fungi, Ascomycota, Eurotiomycetes, Chaetothyriales, Herpotrichiellaceae.